UCCAUCCUCCGGCCACAGAGCUCAGGACGGGGCUGGGAAACCAUGUCCCCAUCCCUGCCUGCCCUCCUCUGCCUUGGGCUGUGUCUGGGGCAGGCCACCAGCGCGCGGAGGGGCCCCCUCCCCAAGCCCUCGCUGCAGGCCCUGCCCGGGGCCCUGGUGCCCCUGCACGAGCCCGUGCUCCUGCGCUGCCAGGGGCCCCCCGGCGCGGACCUGUACCGCCUGGAGAAGCUGAGGUCCCGGAACUAUCAGGACGAGGCGGUGCUCUCCAUCCCGGCCAUGCAGAAGUCCUCCGCCGGGUCCUACCGCUGCUCCUAUCAGAAUGGAUCCGUCUGGUCCCUCCCCAGUGACCAAGUGGACCUGAUCGCGACCGGAGUCUAUGCCAAGCCCUCGCUCUCGGCGUGGCCCGGUCCGGCGGUUUCCUCGGGAGGGGACGUGACCCUCCAGUGUCAGUCCCCGUAUGGUUUUGACCAGUUUGCUCUAUACAAGGAGGGUGCGGCAGGGCCCACCAAGAGCCUGGAGAGGUGGUACCGGGCCGACUUCCCCAUCAUCACGGUGACGGCUGCUGACAGUGGGACCUACAGAUGCUACAGCUUUUCCAGAGAGUCCCCAUACCUGUGGUCAGCCCCCAGCGACCCCCUGGAGCUUGUGGUCACAGGAACCUCUGCACCCCCUGUUCAGUUACCCAUGGAGCCACUUUCCUCUGUAUCAGAAUUCCCGGAAACCUUCAGGAAACUGGACAUCUCACCCAUGAACAAAGUCUCCACAACCCAGACAUCUCAGAAUACCACCAUCUUUCGGGAGGAGUCAGGUUCUACAGCUGGUACUGACCUCCAGUACUACACCAGGGGUAAUGUGAUUCGGAUUUGCCUUGGUGCUGUGGUUCUAAUACUCCUGGUGGGGAUUCUGGCAGAGGAUUGGCACAGCCGGAAGAUGCCCCCGCUGCACAGGGUCAGAGCCAUCCAAAGGCCACUCCCACCACUCCCACAGAUCCAGAAACCACAGGGCUGUCAGGAUGGGGGUCGACCAGAUGGUCACAGCCAUGAGUAUCACCAUGAGAACUUUGGGGGCUGCCAUAUCUAAGAGGUAGACCACACAAGUGGGGAGGGGACUAAAAAAGGGCAUGUGAAGUGUGUGGAGGGCCAAAAGCAACAGGAGAGAGGGGCUACAGGUGAGAAAAGAAGGUGGCUCCCAACCUGUGUCUGCUCUAUCGAGGAGCUGGUGAGUCAGUGUCUAUUUGGCUGUCUGUCCAAGGGCUCCCUCUAUUUUGGGAUGUAGGGAAUCUAGCAGAGGUCAAAGAAUCCACACAUUGUAGGUCUUAUGUCUCCUUGACUAGAUUUUCAUACUAUCCUCUUUCUCCACCCUCCCUAAUAUGGGCUGCAAAUGGAUCUCUCUAACAUAUGUAACUCCCACAGCUGAACCUUUCGCUUCUCUGCACAGGAUCUUACCAGGCUUCUCUCUUGUCUCUUCCUCAUUCCCUCUUUCCCUCUGUGCUCUUCUGUGUUCAUCGCUAAACUUAGCCCUCACCCUAACUCCUGACAUUCCAUCUUAAGCUCCAGUCUGAUAAACCUCCAUUGUUUCUCUGAAUGGGUCUGGUUUCUUAAGGCAGUGAGGCAUGUUAUUUCUUUUCCCUAGAAUAUAAUGGUAAUUAUGAUUAACUUGCCAGUGGGUUCCCUUCCUACUGAUAAAGAGUCCAAAAUCAUUCCUCUGUCCUAAAAGACAUUUCGCAAUUUGACCCUGGCUGCUUCUCAAAGAGUGUUCUACUCACAUCCCUCUAACUCACUCCAUUUCAGCCACGAUGAUCUUGAUGUUUCUCAAUGUGCUGAGCAGGUUUACAGUUUCCAAUUUGAUUCCAGCCUAGAUCCCCAAUUUUUCUGUAGCUUGCCCUUACUAUUUCUUCCAGACUUCUGGUCAAAUAGUACCUCUUCAAAGACAUGUAUUACAAAUGCCAUUUCUGAAGACUUAAAAUUUAUUAGUUCAAUUUAAGGUUGAACAUUAAUUUUUUUUACGAUUUUGCUGUCAUAAAUGUUGCAUUUCAUACAUAUCUUUUUCUGAACAGUGAUCAUUUUCUUUAGGAGUAGAAUAGGCUAAGAUUUCUGCUUAUUUUAACUUUUAACCUGUAACAGGAAAUGAUUUUCUAAAUUGGUAGGACUAGUUUAUACAUCUCAUAAAAGUUCAUGAAAGUUCUCAUUGUUCUACGUCACUUACAACCUUGAUGUUUUCAGACUUAAAUUUGCACCAAAGCAAUUAAACAUAAUUUAAGCGUGAUUUAAAUAUAAGUCCCAGUUUUCAUGGGAAAAAGAAACAAUGUAGAGAAAACCGUGAGGAAAGAAUCAUACUAAUUCAUAAUCUGGGUUCUUCUACUAGACAAUAGGCUGAGUAACUUCCAAAAUUUAGGUCAUGGAAAGUUUUUCUUGGGGGAGGGGUUGAUCUAAAUUCAAGGAAAUUAAAAAAACACAUAACGACCAGAUGCAAUGCAUGCACUUUUUUGGGGGGAUUAUAGUCAUAAAAUAACCAUUGAGAAAUUAGAGAAAUUAAAAAAUACCAUGGUAUAUGAUAUUGGGGGUUUAUAAUUAAUUUUCUCAAUUGUGAUAAUGGGGUGUAUAUAUAUAUACACACACACCAUAAACAUACCAUACAUACCAUGUGAUAUAUAUGGUGUGUAUAUAUAUACCAUAUAUAUUUAUAUAUACUAUUUAGAAGAAUGCUGAAAUAUUUAUUAAUCAAAUGGUAUAAUUUUUGGAACAGUAGAUACUUAAUUUUUCUAAAAUGCAAAAUGAAAUGAAUGAACUUACAAUUGAGGAAAACUUCUGAAAAAUAGAUCACUGAAGGAACUUGGGGGUAAUGGAAAGAAAAUUACCAGAUGCUAGUAGAAGAGGAGUCUUUCACAGCGCAGUGGAAUGGCGGUUAUCCUGAAAGAUUAAUAUUCAUGAAAGUACAGAAAUGGAGGACCCAGACGUGAUGCAACUCAGUGGCCUUCUCCUAACACAGGGAGAGCGCCUUUCACUUAAACAUGAUUUUUAGAAAGGAUUAAGGUCAAACUCCAUGGUAAAAAUAUGCUGGGAAUUUGAAUAAUGCACAUAUUAGAAGGAAAAAAAAUCAUGAACAUACUGCUAUAAAACAGAGGCGAAAUGACAAUUAAUAUUAUAAUAUCGGCUAUAUGGAAUUAGACAUAGGUAGAAGCUACAUAAAAACAAUGUAAUUUGAAUUAGAGACGCUCAGGUUUGAGAUAGGUAGGAAACAAUAGGAUAUGAAAAGUGAUCCAAGAAUUGUAGAAGAGCAAGAACUGAGUGACAAACCCUGUGGUGCAAUUCAUGCUUUGGAACGCCUUGUUCAUUUAGGCAGAAGCUAGACUCCAGCUGAGACCUCUUUCUAGCUUAGCUCAUGACCCCCGCCAUGCCCUGCUUCCUCUAUCCACCCCUCCUUACAGCACUCCAUCAAUAUAUCAUUUGCAAAAAUCCCCUUCUAGUGAAUUUAUCUAAGACAGCUAGCUGAACCAGGAAUGGUCCCAGGGAGCCUAAUCUAAAGAUGGGACACGUAAGUAAGCUCUUCUUGACCAGAUGUCAAUGGAGACACCAUCCCUGGUGAUAGGUGGAGUAAUAAUUGUCUCCAUCAUGCUGAGUCAGGGAAAUUUUGAAGACUUCCAAAUGUUAUGAGUUGAAACUAGAUACAGGUGCAAGAGUAUGAACUAGCUGGUACGGUUAUCUCUGGUCUUUAGGAAAUAAGUGGAAUGAGGUUCUAAAAGGAAUUUGGAACUAGGUGUCUGCUGCUAAGUUUCACUGAUAAAAUAAAAAGACAGAACUACUGGCACAGAUCUAUCAAUCAGCAUUUAAAAAUAAAACCAGAGAGAGAGCCCCCUGGCAACAUUUUAGGAGCAGUGAUAUCCUGCAGCUGAAGGCAGGCAGAGCCCACGAUCAGGCAUUGGACCUAAUUGCAGGAGGGCAGAACACUGAAGACAAUUGAUGUAUGAGCCCAGCUAAGUCUGAUCUGGCAAAGUCAGGCCCUAAGAGGGAUGUGGGAGGUGGAGAUUUGGGAUGGGAAAAUAGGAUGGGUGCAGUUUAGUGCUCAGACCCUCCAAAUCCCUUGAGCCCUCUAGGUAUUCAGAAGUGUCCCAUUCUCCCUUGGAGGGGAUGUGGGCUUCUCUUGUCUGAAGACUGUGCAGAGGUCUCAGGGGAGGCAAAUGCAUCAGAAGACAAUGCUUGCCUGAUCCAGACCUGUCCCCAGCCCACGUCCCUCCUGGGGAUGUGUUCAAACCUCAGCGUAACUCAACUCGGGCGUGCUAGCCAGAAAGGAAGGAGAGGGAUUACAUACCGCAGGCACUGUAGGAACUUGCUAACUUAACAAAACACUUUUUAUUGUACUAAUAUAUACAUAUCAGCCUUUCCCAUUUUAACCACUUUCAGGUGUACAAUUCGCUGUUAUUAAUUCAUUCCUAAUAUUGUGCUACCACCACCAACGUCCAUUACCCAAACUUUUUCAUCAAGUCAAACAGAAACUCUGUUCCUGUUGAACGAUAUCUCCUCAUGCCCCUUACUCUCCAGCCCCUGGUAGCCUGUACUCUACUUUCUAUCUCUAUGGCUUGCUUAUUGCAGAUAAGUGAGAUCUACAAUAUUUGCCUUUUUGUUUUGGCUUAUUUCAUGCAACAUGAGAUCUUCAAGUUUCAUCCAUGUUGUAGCAUGCAUCAGAAUUUCAUUCCUUUUUAUGGCUGAAUAAUAUUCCAUUGUACGUACAUGCUACAUUUUGUUUAUCCAUUCAGAGGGCCAUCAUUUUCCCAAGAUGGAGUUAGACCUUGUAUUAGUUUCCUCUUGCUGCUGUAACACACAGUCAUGGCUAAAAACACACAUGGCGGCUUAAAACAACACAGAUGUAUUCUCUUACAGUUAUGGGAGUCAGAAUCCAAAAUGAGUCUUCAGGACUCAAAGUCCAGGUGUUAGCAGGGCUGUUUUCCUUCUGGGGGCUCCAGGGGAGCACGUGUCCUUGACUUUUCUGGCUUCUAGAGGUUGCCUGCAUUCCUUGGCGGAUGGCCCCUUCCUCCGUCUUCAGGGUGCAUCACUGCAACCUCUGCUGCCCUCAUCACAUCUCCUCCUCUGACUCGGACCCUCCUGUCUCCUUCUUACAAGACCUGGAUAACCUGGGAUCACACCUCCCCUCAUCUCAGGACCCUUCACAUAAUCAACCUGCAAAGUCCCUUUUGCUGUGUACCCUAACACGCUCACAUGCUCCAGGGAUUAGGACAUCUUUGGGAAGAGGCGUCAUUUUGCCUACUGCAGUGGGACUGUAUGAUGUUUCCCUUUGGUAGAUGAAGCUGAUGUUGGAGGAAGUCAGACGUGAUGGGUUUACAGAUUGAGAAGAGGAGGAGUUGACUGCCACCCUAGGGUUCAUGAUGAGGGCACGAGAAGAAAACCCACUGGAGUUUUCUGCUUCAUAUUGCCCAUGUCAGAGGACCAGGUGGUGUUCUGGUCUGAGAAGUUCUGUGUAACCAAAAUCCAACCCAAAUUUGGGGUCAGGAAAGCCAAAAUCCAAAGCCUGGAUUUGAAAAUCCAAAAUUGAAAUCGAAAGAGAGUUGAAUGUGGAGCUGUGCCCCAGGAGUCGUGGCUUAAGUCGAACAAUAUUAUUGGAUGGUGUUGGGGGCUAUUGGUACAAAAAACAGAUAAUGAAAGAAGAGACUCAAAAAUGUGGGUUGAAGAACCGGGGAGACAAAAUCGGAGAAACUGAAUCUUCCAGUAUAGAUUAUUAUGGGCAGUUAGCUGAGGUGGGUUUUGUGACUUGUGGUUAGGUUAUGAGUCCAGUGAGUCAUACGAUGUGAGGUGUGGGCAUUAAAAAGGCCAGAAAUGAGGCCAAGUGGAAACUGAGAAGUGGCAGGCACAGAUUAAGGGAUGACUUUAGAGACUGGCAUCAUGGAAGAAAGAUAGACCGAGAAUCUCCGGAAAACUGAGUUUUUCUUGGAUUCUGUUUUCCUGAGAUUAAAACCAGUUCCCCACAUAUCAUGUGAUUCCAUUUGUAAAUCCAUCAUGACAGAAGGCAGAUUGGUGGUUAUUAGGGUUUGGGAGAACGGGGGAUAGGGAGUAACUGCUUUUGGGUACAGGGGUCUUAUUUUGGGGUGUUGAACAUGCUUUGGAACUAGAUAGAGGUGGUGGUUGCACAACAUUAUGAAUGUACUAAAUGCCACAGAGUUGCUCACUUUAAGAUGGUUAAUUUUAUGUGAUGUGAUUUCCACCUCAAUAAAAAAAAAAUAAAUCUUUGCUCCUGACACCAGUUCAUCUCCGUAUGGGGAGACAUGUCUUAGGGAAUCAGAGGCUUAAACCAGAAAUGCUUCCCCUUCUUCACCAGGCUCUG
Choloepus didactylus (southern two-toed sloth) is the source of this 6333-nucleotide messenger RNA. RefSeq names its product platelet glycoprotein VI-like. Lineage: Eukaryota; Metazoa; Chordata; Mammalia; Pilosa; Megalonychidae. The transcript is spliced from 8 exons. Bases 43 to 1080 code for a protein of 345 amino acids. The record is from RefSeq and is a predicted model, not a curated record.